AUGGGAAAAAUGGAAGCCUUCGCAUCGUUCUUUGGAUCUCAAGCAACGUCUCGUGGAAGUUGGACUUACGAUUCCCUCAAGAACUUCCGUCAGAUCUCCCCGUCGUACAAACUCACCUUAAACAGUUCAACCUACCGUAUGGUUCCGACGCAAAUUGAUUUUGAAUGGAUUGGUUGCUCUCUCUUGAUUCAACAUUUUUACGAUUUGCUUUCGGGGAGAUCGGAGAGUGCGGUUUAUCUCUCGCUAUGUUGUGCUUUGAUUGCAUCAGCUGUUGGCGCGUAUUUACAUCUUUUGUGGAACAUCGGUGGCUUCCUUACCACUCUUGGCUGCAUAGGGAGCAUUGUUUGGCUACUUUCCACUCAUCCAUGUGAAGAGCAAAAGAGGGUUGCACUUUUGAUGGCAGCCGCCUUGUUUGAGGGAGCUUCGAUUGGUCCUUUGAUUGACUUGGCUAUUCAAGUUGACCCGAGCAUUUUGGUUAGCGCUUUCGUGGGAUGUGCAGUGGCUUUUGGCUGUUUUUCGGUGGCAGCCAUGUUGGCAAGGCGUAGAGAGUACCUUUACCUAGGAGGUCUUCUUUCCUCCGGUCUUUCCAUCCUGUUCUGGCUGCAGUUUACAUCGUCAGUCUUUGGAGGAUCUGCUGCCCUUUUCAAGUUUGAGUUGUACUUUGGACUUCUGGUUUUCGUGGGCUAUAUUGUGGUGGACACUCAGGAUAUAAUUGAGAGGGCUCACUUUGGCGAUUUGGACUACGUUAAGCAUGCCUUGACGCUUUUCACCGAUUUUGCCGCUGUUUUUGUCCGGAUCCUCGUUAUCAUGCUGAAAAAUGCUGAGAAGCAGGAGAGAAAGAAGAAGAGAAGAGAUUAA
Molecule: messenger RNA, 858 nt
Organism: Thlaspi arvense
Lineage: Eukaryota; Viridiplantae; Streptophyta; Magnoliopsida; Brassicales; Brassicaceae
Source: the annotation of a GenBank genome assembly